GCUGCAUCAACCAACUUCGAAUCGGGAGGGACUCCGUCAUUUCCUUCUCCACCUUCCUCGUAUAUAACCUCCAACGACGCUCUGACGUCCCACUGGACGAAAGGCAACUAGAAACUCGGCGCUCCGAUGUCCCUCUACUGAAGCUGCUGCAGGUAAUUCAUUGCAAGAGUUAGCUGCUGCAGAUAAUUCUUCCAUAUCAGUUUCUACGAUCUCAUUCCUAGGCUUGACCAUUUCCUUGAUUUCUCUGCACUUUUCUGUUCUCUGAACGGUGAUUUUGAGCUUAAAUUUGCUGUUUCCGGCGGGUUUUAGAUCAAUCAACCAAGAUGCAGAACGAAGAAGGUCAGGACAUUGAUCUCUACAUCCCAAGGAAAUGCUCUGCCACCAACAGGCUGAUUACCUCCAAGGAUCACGCCUCCGUCCAGGUUAACGUUGGUCAUUUGGAUGCCAACGGUCGUUACACCGGCCAGUUCACCACUUAUGCUCUCUGCGGUUUCGUCCGAGCUCAGGGUGAUGGUGACAGUGCCCUCGACAGGCUGUGGCAGAAGAAGAAGGCUGAACUGCGCCAAUGAUUUUACUCGCGAUUAGUAACCCAUUAUCUAGUUGAGGGAGGGAGCGAUUAGUGUGUAAUGGAUGAUACUCUUUUAUCACAAUUUGUGGAUUUUGUUCAAUGGAUUGAUGUUACAUUCAUCCUAUGGAAGUUCAGAUUUCAUUUGACUAGAUGCUUGUGGAUGGAAUUUGGUUCUUGCUGUUUUCGUCCUCCCCUCAUAAGUGCGAAUCCAUAUGUUCAACUGCAGUAUAUGUGCAAUUUCAUGAGUCUUGUUGCAGUUUUAGCGAUUGUAUUCGUUUCUCAGUUUGAUCGAUUCUCUUUUGUGUUUCAAUCUGCUAUUCUAUUUUUUUCUUUCAAACGACAGCUUUUUUUUUUGGGCUUGAAAGGGUCGCAGGCAUUUAUUUUGUCACGCAUCUCUUCGAUCGAAAGGGAUUGGUCGAGCGUCCUACUUUUUCUGGUAUUGCCCGACAUACUUUUUCUGGUAUUGCCCGACAGACUCGUAGUUUCGAUAACUUUCUGGUCAAUAACCAUGUAUAACUCAAUCAUCAUCCGUUAA
Linum tenue is the source of this 1103-nucleotide messenger RNA. NCBI's taxonomy places the organism in Eukaryota, Viridiplantae, Streptophyta, Magnoliopsida, Malpighiales, Linaceae. The record is from the annotation of a GenBank genome assembly.